AUGUCUCAAAGAAAAUUACAACAGGAUAUCGAUAAGUUACUGAAAAAGGUCAAAGAAGGUUUGGAAGAUUAUGAUGAAAUUUAUGAAAAGUUCCAAUCAAGUGACCCUUCAAAUACCUCAUACAGAGAAAAAUUAGAAUCUGAUUUGAAAAGAGAAAUCAAAAAACUACAAAAACAUAGAGAUCAAAUUAAAACAUGGUUAAGCAAAGAAGACGUCAAAGAUAAGCAAGAUGUGUUGAUGGAAAAUAGAAGAUUGAUUGAAAUAGAUAUGGAAAAAUUUAAAUCGGUUGAAAAACUAAUGAAAACAAAACAAUUUUCAACAGAAGCUUUAACAAACCCUGAUAUUAUUAAAGAUCCAAAGGAAUUGAAAAAAAGAGAUCAAUUUAUAUUUAUUCAAGAUUGUUUAGAAGAGUUACAAAAACAACUAGAGUCUUACGAAGCAAAAGAAGAUCAAACCCAAGUGGAAAGACAUGAAUUUCAUAUCUCAAAUUUAGAAAAUAUUUUAAAAUUAUUACAAAAUGAUGAUUUAGAAGCAGAAACUGUAGAAGAAUUUCAAGAUGACAUUAGAUAUUAUGUCGAUAAUAAUGAUGAUCCAGACUUUAUUGAAUAUGACACCAUUUAUGAAGAUAUGAAUUGUGAAAUUAAAGAAGAUGCAGAUUCUUCAAUGAUGAGUGAUUCUACAAAUGCAAAUACAUCAAACUCUACAACUUCAAAACCUAAAAAACAAGAACGUUCUCCAAGAAAAAAUAAAACUACAAGUUCAAUGGUUUCAACUCCGACACCUUCUUCUCCAAAUUUGACUUCACAAAAUAUUAAUGAUUCAAACUCAUCUCCAACCAAAUCAGCAUCAUCGACUAGUAGCAAAAAGAAAGAGAUUUCCCAGAAUGAAAUCUCAGAAGAUAGAGAAAUCAGCUUCCCUCCUGAUAUCUCUGAACAAAUAGAAGAAGAUAUUAAAAGAGAUAUUUCUCAACAUAAAGCUUUCAAAAAUCCUUUAUUCAGUGAAGAAUUGAAGUAUUGGUUAGAUUCAAAACGACCAUUAAUGCAGCCAUAUAAAGAAAUGCCAGACAGAAUGGUAUCACAAUUAGAAUCAUCUCUAUUGAAUUGUCCAGAUUCAUUAGACGCUGACACACCAUAUCUUUAUAGAAACCCACUUUCAUUACCACAUCCAACUUCUAUCUUCUUUCCUAGUGAGCCAAUUAGAUUUGUUUCUCCUGUAGAUUCUCCACAGUUGCAACAACAGCAGAAUACUGGUUCAAACGAAAGUAUAAAAAGUGAAGAUGAUAAAAAGGAGUCUAAACCAAGUACAACUCAUGAUAUUUAUUCCAGAACAUCAUUGGCUAAAACAUUCAGUAAAUUUGACUUAGAUACCUUAUUUUUCAUAUUUUACCAUUAUCAAGGCACCUAUGAACAAUUCCUGGUGGCAAGAGAAUUGGCAAAACAUAGAAACUGGAAAUUUAAUAAAAUAAAUCGUAAUUGGUACUACAAAGAGGUAACAAAAUCUCCUCCAGGUAUGCAACAAGCAGAAGAAGAAACAUGGAGGUAUUUCGAUUAUCAAAAUAGCUGGCUAGCAAGGCGUUGCAACAGCGAUUUUAAAUAUAAUGAGGAAGAUUUUGAAAAAUUAUAA
Molecule: messenger RNA, 1623 nt
Organism: Vanderwaltozyma polyspora DSM 70294
Lineage: Eukaryota; Fungi; Ascomycota; Saccharomycetes; Saccharomycetales; Saccharomycetaceae
Gene: NOT5
Product: CCR4-NOT core subunit NOT5
Exons: 1
Coding region: 1-1623 (540 amino acids)
Biological process (GO): nuclear-transcribed mRNA poly(A) tail shortening; regulation of DNA-templated transcription
Cellular component (GO): CCR4-NOT core complex; nucleus; P-body
Source: RefSeq, a predicted model, not a curated record